AUGUCCAUGGAAGAGCGUCAGCGACUUUGUGACGAAGUAAUCCCUAAGCUUAAAGUAGCCUGCUUAAGAAGUUGUUUACGGGAAGCUAGUGAAAAAGUUUCUGGAAACAAAGCCGAACUCAUAGAGCGUUUGCGGGUUGCGCUACUGAAACGAAGGCCCGGCUCGAGCGAAUAUGAAGCAGUAAAAGCGGCCAUUUACGCCUACGCUAAAAUACCCGAGUAUUCUACCCACGGACAAUUAAUUAUACGUGCAUUUCCAGAUUACUCUCAGGCACCUAUGAACUCUACAAGAGAUCUUGUGUUUCAACCCUCACCCUUUUUCGAAGUGUUGGAUAGAAUCCCAGAGCUAUGCUAUUGCCCCGCAUCAGAUAAUAAUACAAGGGCGUCGGUCGAAUUUAGGUUGACAAGAAACGUAAUAGAUAAAAUACGCGAUCGGCACACGAGCAAUUGCCAACUGUGUUUAUUUUGCUGUUCUGAUAUUGAUUUGUCUACACAACGGAGGUCAGAAUAUGCUCUAAUGGAAUUUCCUCAACGAUGCGAAGUUUUGGUCAACAACAACCGAUUGGGUGGUGAUUUGAAGGGUUUGAAAAAUCGUCCAGGGACAGUAUCGCCACCCAAUAUAACACAUUUAAUUGCACUGGACACGUCGACUGUGAAUAAAGUCGAAAUGGUUUACGACAAAACAACCAAGGGCUAUACGUUUAUGCUACAAUUAGUAAGGAAAAUAUCGGUGAAAACACUUGUUAACAAAAUAGAAAACAAGAAAUUUAUAAGUAAAGAACAAGUCGUUGAGAAAAUGAAGCGGCAGGCAGAAGAUGCGGAUGUAGUUGCUACAACGAGUAUUAUUUCAUUAAAAGAUCCUCUCUGUCAUCUUCGUAUGAAGCUUCCUUGCAAAUCGGUGCAUUGCACUCAUAUAGAGUGUUUCGACUGUGAAAUUUUCUUGAAGAUGAAUGAACAAACACCUACAUGGACGUGUCCAGUGUGCAAUAAAUCAAUAGCAUCGUUGGAUGAAAUUGUGGUUGAUGGAUAUUUCAGGCACAUAUUACAAUCAGUACCAGAAGAUCAGGAAACAGUCACGAUCGAACCAGAUGGUUUAUGGUCAACGGGGAGACCGUCACCAUCGAAGAUUACAGCCAUCUCCAUAAAAAAGGUUUUUGAGGAAGUCAUCGUCAUAGACGAUUCUGACUCUGAAGACAGCGAUUCCGAUUUACCCCAGGAUACGAACAGAUUUCCAGCUGGCAAGGCACAUAUCAGCCGCAUGCUUUUGUCCAAGCGCGAUCGUCCAGUCGAAAUAAUCGAUCUCACUCUUUCUAGUGAUGAAGAAGAUAAUGACAGCUCUGCACCAUCCUCAAAACGUUUUUGUACGCCUUCAGUAACAACAUCACUUCCAUCGACAACAUCGUCAGUAUCGUCGACAACAUCACCGCUUCCGACGUCUACACCACCAACACUUCCGGCAACAUCUGCACUUUUAUCAGCUGCAACAUCAACUCCCUCACCAAAUUCAACAACUCUUCCACCUGUGACAGCAAUGCUCCCAACAACCGUAAAAUUAGAACUACCCAGAGUUCACCCUGGCAAUGCUUUUCUUCCUCCGCCAUCGACCAUCGCCUUAGGUACCUUACGGUCUCCAUCGCCUAGUGAUAUGUUCGGUCAAAUGGAACUUUUUCCGUGGGAUAGUUACAGUCGAUCGAUGCAAGUGCCUCCGGGACAGUACGCUUUAGACCCUCCCACAGUUAACCCGGCAAUAGCGCUUCGCUGCACUCCAGAAGUAUUCGAUCUGCUUGACCCUCAACUUCAAGGACCUACUGCUAAAGAUUUUUGUAUAAAAAACAUUAUGACUACGUAG
Messenger RNA from Paraglomus occultum, 1848 nucleotides. The record is from the annotation of a GenBank genome assembly. NCBI's taxonomy places the organism in Eukaryota, Fungi, Glomeromycota, Glomeromycetes, Paraglomerales, Paraglomeraceae.